This is a messenger RNA of Tachyglossus aculeatus (Australian echidna), 1335 nucleotides long. It is a transcript of the gene ZNF362, whose product is annotated as zinc finger protein 362. The record is from RefSeq and is a predicted model, not a curated record. Gene Ontology annotation, molecular function: RNA polymerase II cis-regulatory region sequence-specific DNA binding; DNA-binding transcription factor activity, RNA polymerase II-specific. NCBI's taxonomy places the organism in Eukaryota, Metazoa, Chordata, Mammalia, Monotremata, Tachyglossidae. Gene Ontology annotation, cellular component: nucleus. Bases 71 to 1306 code for a protein of 411 amino acids. The transcript has 8 exons. Gene Ontology annotation, biological process: regulation of transcription by RNA polymerase II.
CCUCCUACCUCCUCCUCCUCCUCCCGGGCUCCCGCACCACCCACCCGUCCAAGGCAGGACAGCCGGAAGGAUGGCAGAACCACGUUUUAACAACCCCUACUUCUGGCCCCCUCCUCCCACCAUGCCCAGCCAGCUGGACAACCUGGUUCUGAUCAACAAGAUCAAAGAGCAGCUGAUGGCCGAGAAGAUCCGUCCCCCGCACCUGCCUCCCACCUCAGUGUCGUCCCAGCAACCACUGCUGGUCCCGCCGUCGCCCGCCGAGAGCAGCCAGUCCAUCAUGUCCCUGCCUAAGCUGCAGCAAGUGCCCGGGCUGCACCCCCAGGCCGUGCCCCAGCCCGACGUGGCCCUGCACGCCCGGCCUGCCACCAGCACCGUCACGGGUCUCGGCCUGGCAUCCCGGGCCCCAGCAGUGAGCACCUCGGAGUCGAGCACUGGCACUGGCACCGGCACUGGCACCGGCACUGGCACCAGCACCCCCUCCACGCCCACUUCCACCAGCCAGAGCCGCCUCAUCGCCUCUUCCCCCACCCUCAUCUCAGGAAUCACCAGCCCCCCGCUUCUGGACUCCAUCAAGACAAUCCAGGGUCACAGCCUGCUGGGCGCCCCCAAGACGGAACGGGGCCGCAAGAAGAUCAAGGCGGAGAAUCCGUCGGGGCCCCCCGUAUUGGUGGUGCCGUACCCCAUCUUGGCCUCAGGCGAGACCGCCAAAGAGGGGAAAACCUACAGGUGUAAGGUCUGCCCGCUGACUUUCUUCACGAAGUCCGAAAUGCAGAUCCACUCCAAGUCGCACACGGAAGCCAAGCCCCACAAGUGUCCGCACUGCUCCAAGUCCUUUGCCAACGCAUCUUACCUGGCCCAGCACCUGCGCAUCCACUUGGGCGUCAAGCCCUAUCACUGCUCCUACUGUGAGAAAUCCUUUCGCCAGCUCUCCCACCUCCAGCAGCACACCAGAAUUCACACCGGAGACAGACCCUACAAGUGCCCACACCCUGGCUGUGAAAAGGCUUUCACCCAGCUCUCCAACCUCCAGUCUCACCAGCGACAGCACAAUAAGGACAAACCCUACAAGUGUCCAAACUGUUACCGGGCAUAUACAGACUCCGCUUCACUGCAGAUUCACCUUUCAGCACAUGCAAUCAAACACGCCAAGGCCUACUGCUGCAGCAUGUGUGGGCGGGCCUACACCUCGGAGACAUACUUGAUGAAGCACAUGUCUAAACACACCGUUGUGGAGCACCUGGUCACCCAUCACUCUCCCCAAAGGACGGAGUCGCCCGGCAUUCCUGUGCGGAUCUCCCUCAUCUGAACCGGGGCACCCCCCCCAGCUCCCCGCAC